This is a messenger RNA of Spinacia oleracea (spinach), 501 nucleotides long. Its product is annotated as MADS-box transcription factor 5-like. The transcript is spliced from 4 exons. The record is from RefSeq and is a predicted model, not a curated record. Lineage: Eukaryota; Viridiplantae; Streptophyta; Magnoliopsida; Caryophyllales; Amaranthaceae. Gene Ontology annotation, cellular component: nucleus. Gene Ontology annotation, molecular function: DNA-binding transcription factor activity. The annotation marks the transcript as partial. Gene Ontology annotation, biological process: regulation of DNA-templated transcription.
AUUCUGUUGAUUAUGGCCAGCUAGACAAUUCUUUGCUUACUUUGUAUAAACAAGCCUCUCUUAUCAAACUAUUAUGUUUUUCUUGGAUCUCUUUUUUUUUUGCAGGGAGAAGAUUUGAAGGAGAUUGAUAGUCUGAAAGACAGGAUAACAAAACUCCAAUUGAGACAAAUGAGGAUGCUGGGUAAAGAUUUAUCAAACUUGAGCUUGAAAGAAGUGCAGCAGCUGGAAAAGCAACUCAGUGAAAGCCUACUGUCUGUAAAAGCUAAGAAGGACCAAUUGCUGAUGGAACAACCCGAGCAUUCACGCAGGCAGAUUUAUGAGCUUAGAGGAUUUCAUACACCAUCUGAACGCCCGAAACCUAUGUAUCUUGAGUACUACCCCAUAGCAACCAAGGUUUCUUCUGCGACGAACGGGACUUCAGGUUCUGAUGGAGGCUGCAACAGUGAAUUCGACAAAACAUAUUAUGAUGUUACUUUGCACCUAGGCCAGGGUACUCCUCUU